AUGGAAAUUAUUUUGAACGUAAGUAAAUGUGAAAUGUAUCGAAGUGAAACUUUCUGUUAAAUCUUGUCUCCAAUAGAAAUUAUUUUAUAUUAAAUAUUUUAAAAAUAUUAACUUUAAUAGAGAUUUAUAAUAGAAUUAUAAAGGAAAUUUGAAACAGUCGGAAAAUUGGUAAAAAUUAAUAUUUGAAAUUUAGCAAUUAAUCAUCGAUCGAACUAUGAUGUUUGUCGAAGUGAAAUUUUAGAAAAUUUGAAAAUAAUAUUUGCUGUAUGUAAAUAGAUUUUUUAAUAUAUGUUAGAAUAUAAUUGUAAGUAUUUAAACAUAUUUCACAUAAUAGUUAUACGUUCGAGGAAUGAAUUAUACGAACUUUUAUGUCUGAUUCCAUUCCUAGUAGAAUAGGCAGGUAAUGGUCAGACACUUCGGUCUAUUUACUCUAUACUUCUCUUCUCUUUAUAUAACUUUUAAAAAUUGUAAAAUAUAUUUUCUGCUUGAAUUUUUCAGAUAUUUACCGUACAAAGAAAUACCAAGAGCCCGAUAUUUCCAAGAUGUUGGCCUGGACAUUGAUUACAGCUUGAAAAGCUUAGAUAGAAGGCCACGAUCACCUAUAAGGCUUGUACUUCUUUUCUGUUACAUUUUUAACCUAACUAAUUCAAAAAAGACCAAUACUGUUCAAGCAUAA
Molecule: messenger RNA, 676 nt
Organism: Heterotrigona itama
Lineage: Eukaryota; Metazoa; Arthropoda; Insecta; Hymenoptera; Apidae
Source: the annotation of a GenBank genome assembly